AGCAACAUGGCGACUCUUGGCAGGGUCCUUGUUAUCGAGACUCAGCAGAAAUCGUAGGGAAUGAGAACGAUUAAGACAAACAAAUGUGUGAUAUGUAGUUACGAAAUUGUAAAUAGCAUCGUUGUGUAUAGGAUCUUCCAAUAAUUUUUAAAAGAGAACUUCACCAUGACCACCACUUUGGAAGCAAGCUAUCAGCCCCUGCAGGCUUUUGGAAGUGAAUUAGGUGAUGUAGAAGAAACACCUCAUGAUAGUGGAGUUAUGAUACAUGUUGUACCUGAAAGUAGCAGAGCACGAUGGAAUCAUAUGGAAGACCUGGAUGCUUUCUUUACACGCAUGUAUCAUUAUCAUCAGAAACAUGGAUUUGCGUGUAUGAUGCUUCAAGAAGUGCUAGAGCUCUUUCAGUUUGUUUUUGUUGUUGUGUUUUCAUCCUUCCUGGCAAACUGUGUUAAUUAUCCUGUAUUAUUUAGGGAUCAGUAUAUUGCAAAUGCGACUCACAAAGUGUCUCUUGCGGAUGCUGUUAUUCCAACUGCCCAAUGUGUAUCAUCAUUCAGUUUUACAACCUGGGCAUGUCUCUGUGUUGCCUUAAUAUUCUGGCUGUUACGUGUUUUUAAAGUAGUUUGCCACAUUUUUCAAUUUUGGGACCUUAAGUGUUUCUUCAAUACUGCCCUUAAAAUAAGUGAUAGUGAAUUGGACAAUUUGACUUGGCAUGAAGUUCAAAGACGAGUAAGGGAAGUACAAAAGGAGCAGCAAAUGUGCAUUCACAAAACUGAUCUCUCAGAACUAGACAUAUACCAUCGAAUACUGAGGUUUAAGAACUAUAUGGUAGCUAUGGUAAACAAGUCACUCUUGCCACCAAGAUUGCAAGUUCCCCUUCUGGGUGAAGUGGUGUUCUUGACACAUGGUCUUAAAUACAACCUCGAGUUACUGCUAUUCUGGGGUCCAUGGGCGCCCUUUGAAAACAGUUGGCAUCUCAAAGAGGACUACAGAAAGUCUGCUAAACGUCAUGAACUAGCCGCUGCAUUGAGCAAGCACAUUAUGUGGUUAGCCAUUGCAAAUUUGAUACUUUGUCCUCUCAUAUUACUAUGGCAAAUCUUAUACAGCUUUUUCACCUAUGCAGAGAUUAUCAAACGUGAGCCGGGCAGUCUCGGAUCUCGCUGUUGGUCCCAGUAUGGUCGCCUUUACUUGCGACACUUCAAUGAACUAGAUCACGAGCUCAAUGCCCGUCUAAACAGAGCUUACAGUCCUGCAUCUAAGUACAUGAAUAUUUUCACCUCACCUUUGAUGACAGUCAUUGCAAAGAACGUACUAUUUGUGGCUGGAGCUUUUCUUGCUGUAUUGGUACUUCUGAGUGUCAUUGAUGAAGACACACUGACAGUUGAACAUGUUAUCACUAUAAUUACCUGUCUGACGGCUGUUGUGGCAGCAUGUCGUGCAUUAAUACCAGAUGAAAAUAUUGUCUGGUGUCCUGAAACUCUCAUGACAGCAGUUCUUGCCCAUGUUCAUUACUUGCCGGAUGACUGGCGUGGAAAAGCUCACAAGAAUAGUGUGAGAGACAAGUUUUCUCAACUUUUUCCAUAUCGAGCUGUACAUCUGUUGGAAGAACUUUUGUCUCCUAUAAUAACUCCUUUUGUUUUGUGGUUCCACACUCGUCCGAGAGCUCUUGAAUUUGUUGAUUUUUAUCGCAACUUCACUGUAGAGGUUGUGGGGGUGGGAGAUGUUUGUUCAUUUGCCCAAAUGGAUGUGAGGCGGCAUGGUAAUCCAACCUGGCACACUAGUGGCAAUGGAAACCACAAGCCGAGCUCGACUGGGACUCCGGCUUUCGUUAUGCCAUCUAGUAUUGGGGAACAAGCUGUGCCUUGUUCGUCCAACCAGUACACUCAGGCUGAGGAUGGAAAAACAGAACUGUCACUAGUACAUUUCACCAUGACAAACCCACAUUGGCAACCUCCACCAGAUGCUGAAAGUUUUGUUGAUGCCCUGAGGCAUCAAGCCAAGAGGGAUGCUACAGGUGAGAGUGGGCCUGCAUACCCUCCAUUUGCCGCAUACUCUGCCUAUGCAGCACAAAUUCAUUCGGGUUCAUCACUUGGUCCAGAGACAAGCAUUAUGCUUUCAAGUUUCCUUCGUAGAAGUCAAGCCCCAGAUCCCCAAUCGCCCAAUUCUUCCCAGAUGGCUGGAGAAGGAAUGCCAAUGGCGAUGCGAGGGGGUCUAAGUCGAGCUGAAGGACCAUUUCAAUUAAGCUUACACAGAGUAGUGCCCCCAGCUGUUUCACUAGGACGAUCUGUCUUUGGUUCUGGUGUGGGUUCUGGUUUUGCCUCAGAAGCAGCAGAAGGUGAACACAUUGCAACAGACAUGAGUCUUAGUACCCUGUUACUUCAUGAAGUUCACCAUGGCCAUCUUCGCCGAAGAGGAGGAUAUCAAGAAAGAGAAAGUGCAAGUAGAGCUCUCUGGCAACGACCCCAUCACGAAAUGGCAGGAAUUUGUGAAGAAGGACCCGCGCCAGGGUCAUCAGGAGCUGUUCCUGGUCAAACAGGUGGCGACCGACCAGCAGAACGGACACCAUUACUUACCUCUAAACACAAAUAACAGGUGUCAUGAUACAGCACUGGUUGUGCUUCCAAGUCUAGUCAUAUAUUUCUGUUUUGUAAUUGACAAAAACAGUAACGCUUUGCUCAAGUCUGUCAUUGUUUGAAUUUCUAUGUUCAAUACUAUGGUGUUUUAAUAUCUUUACUAAGUUAUUUUUUUUCCUAGUUGCUAUUUCAUUUUUCCUUAUCUUAAUAUUUACAUUUACUGUCUUUCAAAAAUUCCUAGCAGACUUGAGGAAAUUGCUUACUUUUACUUACAAUGUGUAGAAUAAAGUGUAAUAUGGGUUUCAA
Molecule: messenger RNA, 2873 nt
Organism: Thrips palmi
Lineage: Eukaryota; Metazoa; Arthropoda; Insecta; Thysanoptera; Thripidae
Gene: Atg9
Product: autophagy-related protein 9A
Exons: 14
Coding region: 166-2583 (805 amino acids)
Biological process (GO): protein localization to phagophore assembly site; autophagy of mitochondrion
Cellular component (GO): autophagosome; phagophore assembly site
Source: RefSeq, a predicted model, not a curated record